Molecule: messenger RNA, 1969 nt
Organism: Diospyros lotus (date-plum)
Lineage: Eukaryota; Viridiplantae; Streptophyta; Magnoliopsida; Ericales; Ebenaceae
Product: cytochrome P450 704C1-like
Exons: 5
Coding region: 39-1640 (533 amino acids)
Molecular function (GO): iron ion binding; oxidoreductase activity, acting on paired donors, with incorporation or reduction of molecular oxygen; heme binding
Source: RefSeq, a predicted model, not a curated record
CCUAUAUGCACUUAUUUAUAUCCAUUUGAGUGGGGGACAUGGAAACGAUCCAUAUAAGAUUCAGAGAUAUCUUUCCCACUUCACAAACUUACACAAAGAUGAACUUCCUUCGUGCCAUGUUCACCUUCAUAGCAGCUGCCCUGCUACCUCCCUUCCUUGCUCUCUCAGCUCUAUUAUUGAGAAUCUUCAUUGGCAAAUCCAUUAGAAGCCCAAAAUAUCCCCCGGUGGCCGGAACUGUAUUUCAUCAGCUUCUCUACUUCGGUUGGCUCUAUGAUUACCAAGCCAAAGUGGCCAAAACAUGUCCUACCUUCCGGCUUCUCGCCCCGGGUCAAAGCUUAAUAUACACCACUGACAUACGAAACAUCGAGCACAUACUCAAAACCAAGUUCGAGAAAUACUCCAAGGGUCAGUAUACCCAAGAUAUACUGAGAGACUUGUUCGGCCAAGGGAUAUUCGCGGUGGAUGGCGACAAGUGGAGGCACCAGAGGAAGCUUGCAAGCUUUGAGUUCUCUACUAGAGUAUUGAGAGAUUUCAGCUGUGCAGUUUUCAGAAGGAAUUCUGCCAAAUUGGUCAGAUUUAUUUCCGAGUUGUCAGCGGCCGACAAGGUUUUCGACAUACAAGAUUUGCUAAUGAGGUGCACCUUGGACUCGAUGUUUAAAGUAGGGUUUGGAGUGGACUUGAAUUGCCUGGAGAGAUCAAGCAAGGACGGGAGUGCUUUUAUCAAGGCCUUCGAUGACUCAAACGAAUUGGUAUCCUGGCGCUUUGUGGAUCCAUUUUGGAAGCUGAAAAAGUUUAUGAACACUGGCUCUGAAGCCUCCCUUAAGAAGAAUGUCAAAGUCAUCGAUGAUUUUGUUCAUUCCUUAAUCAGCACCAAGAAAACACUGCUAGAAGCGCAACACGCCAAUAAUGACAAGGAGGACAUACUGUCGAGGUUUCUGGUGGAGAGCGAGAAGGAUCCAGAGGGGAUGAACGAUCGAUAUCUGAGGGACAUAAUCCUCAAUUUCUUGCUUGCCGGUAAAGACAGCUCGGCAAACACCCUUUCCUGGUUCUUCUACAUGCUCUGCAAGAAUCCCCUGAUACAGGAGAAAACUGCACGAGAAGUGAAACAAGUUACUGGUAGUCAGUGCGAUCCAGCUAGCAUUGACGAUUUCAUCGAAAACAUAACGGAUGAAGUGCUUGAGAAAAUGCAUUAUCUGCACUCAGCAUUGACAGAGACUUUGAGGCUAUAUCCUGCAGUCCCAGUGGAUGGGAGAUGUGCUGAAGAGGAUGACAUUCUUCCAGAUGGGUACCAAUUGAAGAAGGGGGAUGAUGUCUACUACAUGUCCUAUGCAAUGGGCAGAAUGCCCUACAUUUGGGGAGACGAUGCUGAGGAUUUCAAACCUGAAAGAUGGCUCGACAAUAAUGGCAUUUUCCAACCUCAAUCCCCUUUCAAAUUCAUAGCAUUCCAUGCGGGCCCUAGAAUGUGUCUGGGGAAGGACUUUGCCUAUCGCCAAAUUAAGAUCAUGUCGAUGGCUCUUCUUCGAUUCUUCAGGUUCAAGCUAGCUGAUGAAACAAGGAAUGUGACUUAUAGAACCAUGCUUACUCUGCACAUCAGUGGAGGCCUCCAUCUCUGUGCAACCCCAAGGACAGGUCUCUCUUAGUCUUAACCCCAUGAAAAUGGAAUGUAAGAUUAUGUUAACUAUGUCUCAGAAAGACGAUACAGAUAGGCUGACAUGUUGGGCCGAAAUAAAUUCCCCAUCGUUAAAUUCAUAAACUGUAAACAAAUAACUAAUAAUACAAGUACAAACAAUUGCAAGACGUACGGGUGAUGGUUAGUAUUCAGAGUUUGAUAGGUAGUUGGAAAUUGUACCAACAUGUAAGGAUGAACAAUAGAUUAGAAGAUGGAGAUUGGCAGUGACUCCUUUGAUCUCUCGGUCCUACAAAGAUAAUGCAUGAGUAACCCAAAAAAAAGGGGUAAAUUAUCUUCAAA